UUUAUUUUAAUUAUUCAUAUUUUGUUAAUACACCAAAAUAUUUAAAAUGUCGUCUUCAAAUGAAAAUAAUCACUCUGGUGGAGAUAAUACCAACAACACAUCAACAACAAACAUUUUCGGAUCCAGUACCAAGUCAUCAAUAAGUUCUCUCUUUGGAGCUUCUACUGACAGUAAUCAACAGGAUAAAACAGAACAACAUUCAGAGUUAAAUCAGCCUUCCACCACUUCAGAUGGCGCGGUUUCUUCUUCAACGUCACAAAAGUUUGAACACAGAGAUAAUUCGGCUGAAGGAGCCUAUGAUUUGUUUGGAACUAUGGGUACAACAAAAACCACAGUCUUUGGGACAAAAGAGUCAGAAACCUUGAAUGAUUUAUCAGGCUUUGGAGAAACAAACGCCGCUGGCGUAUCACCACCAAAAGAUGCCGUUGAUGAUGAAACAUCAUUUGUUUCAGGUGAUCAAACUAAUAAAGAUGAAAGUGGUAAACCUUUAGGUGUGUUUGGAAAAUCUGAUGGAUUUGGAGUUUCAACAUUUGACGCCGCCAAAACAAGUAAUUUGUUCGCAGAUACUCACUUUACAAGAGCCUCCGAAUUAUUGAUGCAAUCACAGCAUAAAGAACCGCCAGUGCUGCAUACACACAUAGAAAAACCCAAUGAAGCACAGCACCUUGACUUGAGUAAGUUGACUGAGAGUGAUUUUGGAGAAGGCUACGAUUCAAAUUUGUACUCAGUAGAAGAUAGAGAUGAUGAAAAGUUAAAUAAACAGAAGGAACAACUAUACGGAGAAAGUAAAUUAAAGGCCGAAGAUUCAUCUCUAUUUUCUAAGCCUAAAGAACCUGAAACCUCAAGUUUAUUUGCAACACCAGACCCUAUGAAAACAACCACGGAACUAUUUGGGCCACCUGAUAAGGCAUUAAAGUCGUUUGAAACCUUUGGGUCAGGUGAAAAGUCCGCGACAAGUCUAUUUGGACAAACUGAACCAAAGACUGUAACAUUAGGUUCAGUUACAGCUCCUACAUUUAAUCUUGUGGAGACUGAUCAGACCCACAAGGUUACAGAGUCUAGCCUGUCAUCAAAGACUGAGAGUUUAACCACGAGCUUGACUGAGCCAGGUGACUCAAAACCAUCAUUGUUUGGGUCGACAAAAUCAAACUUAUUUGGUGAUUUAUCCAAACCCGCAACAUUUGGAACUGAUGAUAAUAAAUUGUUAGCUCCGUCCUCUGGUACCAGUUUGUUUGGUUCAACAGAUAACAAAUCAACUAAUUUGUUUGGAAGUACCACCACUACAAACUUAUUUGGUACUCCAGACCAAUCUAGUACGACAACUAGUUUAUUUGGUAGCGCGGAUACAAGUAAGGCUGGCGGUUUAUUUGGCAGUACUACAACUAGUACUGGGUUGUUUGGAGCUCAGGAUAAGGCUGCUGAUACUACUACUAAAACUGGUACUACAGACUUAUUCGGAUCUGCCCAGAAAACAGAUAAUUUAUUUGGAUCAACGACAACUACUACUGGAGGAUUAUUUGGCAGUACAGAUACAAGUAAAACUGGCGGCCUUUUUGGUAGUACCACUCCUGCCACGACCAACCUAUUUGCCACAACAGAUGCUACUACCACCGCUAAUCUAUUUGGUACUACAGAUAAAACAAGUACUACUACAACUAACUUGUUUGCAACUUCUCAGCCAUCAACUACCGGAGGUUUAUUUGGAUCAACAGAUACCACGAAUAAGACUGGUGGUCUAUUUGGAAGUACUGAUACAACUACUACUACUGGUGGACUGUUUGCUUCCACUACAGCACCUGCGACAACUGGGUUGUUUGCUACAAAUGAUAAACCUGCCACUACUACAGGAGGCCUGUUUGGAGCUACAGAAAGCACAACUUCAGGGCCUUUAUUUGGCUCAACUGAUACAGGUUCAUCUCCUCCUAAGGAUCUUUUUGGGAAAACCGAUAAACCAACAACUGGAGGUUUAUUUGGGGCACCUGAUACUUCUGGGCCUCUAAUGGGUCAGGCUGACACUGGAUCAAAAACGGGACUUUUCGCAACUGAUGCAGGGAAAGCUCCACUUUUUGGGACAGAUUCAGGUAAAACAGGGGAUUUACUAGGUCAAACUGAUUCGUUGAAACCCAAAGAAGUUGCACCAAAGGUUACAUUUACAAUGCCAUCAACUGAUACAGCAGAGCCUACAAAAACAACUUCAACAUUGGGAGUAACUCAGACUCCAUACGCUGGAACGCAGGAUACAACUAAAUUAGACGUAGACUUUAGCGUUACUGAACAACACACGAUCGCAGAAUUAUUAGAUAGUUGGGAAAAGAGAGUAGCGAAGAAGGUUGAGUCAUUCAACCUUUUCUCAGAUAAAGUCGCUACAAUAGAUAGGCAAAUAGUCCAGCAGUGUAAUAAUAUUAAUAGCCUCUUAACAAUGCACAAAGAGCUAUUGGAAAAACAUAAAAAAAUGGAAGCCUCAAUUAAGACAAUGGAAGAGGAACAGAAGAUGGCACUCUCAGUGUUAGAUAACAUGGAAAGAGUACUGAAAGGGAAACUUGAGACACUGAAUAAUAGAAGUAACGGAUAUAACAUGGUACAAGCAAUAACAAGGAACCUACAGGAACUAUCAGAUCAGUUAUCAACGACCACAAAAGUAGCAGAGGAUACAGCAGAGGCAUGUCAGCCAGAGCCGCUCUACACAAUCGCAAAAGUGCUCUCAUUCCAUCAAGUGAGUCUUAUAGACCUCGAAAAGCAGUGUGAUGAGAUAGACCGAAGAAUUAAGGCACUAAACCCGAGUUUAACAUUAUAAACAAGUGGAAUUUUAAAAUUAAAGUUUAACAAACAUUUGUUAUUUAUAAUUUUGUGUAAUUUUAAA
This is a messenger RNA of Theileria parva strain Muguga, 2860 nucleotides long. Its product is annotated as Nucleoporin FG repeat region family protein. The coding region runs from base 47 to 2794 and encodes 915 amino acids. The record is from RefSeq and is a predicted model, not a curated record. Lineage: Eukaryota; Apicomplexa; Aconoidasida; Piroplasmida; Theileriidae. The transcript has 3 exons.